UGCAUGGGGCCUUGUGACUCCAGCCUGGGGCCCCGAGAGGCAGAGUCAACCUCAAAGCCACCCAAGAGGAAGAAGAAGAGAUACCUGCGACAUGACAAGCCCCCGUACACCUACUUGGCUAUGAUCGCCUUGGUGAUUCAGGCCGCACCCUCCCGCAGGCUGAAGCUGGCCCAGAUCAUUCGUCAGGUCCAGGCCAUGUUCCCCUUCUUCAGGGAUGACUACGAAGGCUGGAAGGACUCCAUCCGCCACAACCUUUCCUCCAACCCGUGCUUCCGCAAGGUGCCCAAGGACCCUUCGAAGCCACAGGCCAAGGGUAACUUCUGGGUGGUGGAUGUGAGCCUGAUUCCGGCCGAGGCACUGCGGCUGCAGAACACUGCUCUGUGCCGGCGCUGGCAGGACCACGGUGGGCACAGAGCCUUUGCCAAGGACCUGAGCCCCUAUGUGCUUCAAGGCAGGCCUUACCCCCCGCCCAGUCCCCCGCCACUCCCGAGGGAGGGCUUCAGCAUCAAGUCCCUGCUAGGGGACCCCAAGGAGGGGGUAAGCUGGCCCCAGCAGUCCACCCAGGUCAGACAGAGCAGCCCAACUCAAGUAGGCACAGGGUCCCAUAGGGAGGAGGUGGUGCCCACUCCACCCCUGUCCUCUGAGAGGCCUCUGUGGCCCCUCUGCCCUUUCCCAGGGCCCACUAGAGUAGAAAGGGAAGCUCCCCAGGGGCCAGUCGUCCGGCCAUCACCUCUCUCCCCAGAGCCCAGUACCUGGCCCCUCCACUUAUUGCAGGAUACCCCAGACCCUGAGGGACUGUCCAGCAGGAGACAAAGGGCCUCUCUGUGGGGACAGCUGCCUACCUCCUACUUACCCAUUUAUACUCCAAAUGUGGUAAUGCCUUUGGCCCCACUACCACCCACCUCCUGUCCUGGGUGCCCACCUUCAAGUAAUCCAGGCUAUUGGGGGGUAGCUCCUGAAUCCCAGGGGUCCCAGGGGCUGCUCUGGGAUCUGGACUCUCUCUUCCAGGGAGUGCCACCCAACAAGAGCAUCUAUGAUGUAUGGGUUAGCCACCCUUGGGACCUGGCUGCUUCUGCCCCAGGCUGGCUGCUCUCCUGGUACAGCCUUUGAAGAUUCUUGGACAGGGACUGCUUUUCUCUUAUCCCCAGCUUGAGGGUAAACCUAGUUUAGGAAAGUCUCAAAUGGCUACAACAAUCUUGAAGCAGCAGGCAUGGCCUUGCUGAGAAUCCUGUUUUAUUGGGUUGGUGGUCCCGGCAGGUACACCUGACCCUGGUCAGUCAUGCCUCUGCCUCCCCCAGCCCCAGGGGCAGAGCUGGAGAAGCGGGUUCAGCCUGGGGUAGCCCUUCUUGGUCCCAUCUUCUCAGGCUCACACACCAUCUAUCUGUCCAUCCAUCACUAUCUGUCACUCCUCUCCCGGGCUCCAGGCUGGGGGAGGGACAGUCGAAUGAGUCCAGGCUGAAGUCCUUCCUACCCUCCCUCAACUGUCUGGGAAGGAGGUAGCACCUUUUGAGGAAAUGUUUAAGAAAUGAAGACACAACCCUACAUAACUCUUGGGGUGAUGCUGUUGGGGAGAUAACAGUAAAGGAAUUUACAGCA
This is a messenger RNA of Dipodomys spectabilis (banner-tailed kangaroo rat), 1596 nucleotides long. RefSeq names its product forkhead box H1 (gene Foxh1). The coding region runs from base 4 to 1110 and encodes 368 amino acids. Lineage: Eukaryota; Metazoa; Chordata; Mammalia; Rodentia; Heteromyidae. The record is from RefSeq and is a predicted model, not a curated record. Gene Ontology annotation, biological process: regulation of DNA-templated transcription. Gene Ontology annotation, molecular function: DNA-binding transcription factor activity; sequence-specific DNA binding. The transcript has 3 exons.